Rubroshorea leprosula is the source of this 1117-nucleotide messenger RNA. NCBI's taxonomy places the organism in Eukaryota, Viridiplantae, Streptophyta, Magnoliopsida, Malvales, Dipterocarpaceae. The record is from the annotation of a GenBank genome assembly.
CACACAACCAAAGCAAAAACAUCUCCACAUUCAAGCCAAUUUAUCAUGGCUGCCGGAGCUCGUUCACUUUUCUCCUUCUUCUUCCUCCCCCUCCUCCUCUUGCUGUCUCCAGCAGUUUUUGCGGAUGACCACUCGAAACACAAAAAUUCAUCAUCACCAUUUGAUUUCCUCAAGCAUCUUCAAGGUUGUCACAAGGGUGACAAAAUCAAGGGCAUCAAUGAUCUCAAAAAGUACCUAGAACAUUUCGGUUACUUGAGCUACAACUAUUCCCAUGCCAACGACGACGAUUUUGACGAUAUCCUGGAGUCUGCCCUCAAAACCUACCAGAUCAAUUACCAUAUCAAGGCCACCGGAGUUCUAGAUGCUGCAACAGUGUCGAAGAUGGGGAUGCCUCGAUGUGGGGUGGCGGAUAUCAUCAACGGAACCAGUAGGAUGCGGGCCGCCAAGAAGAGGCAUCAUCACGGCCCUGGCUCUAGCCCUUUUCACACCGUCUCACACUAUUCCUUCUUCCCAGGAAACCUUCGGUGGCCGCCUUCCAAGUACCACCUCACCUACGCGUUACGCCCGGGGACCCGAGCUGAUGCCAUAGAACCCGUCGUGAGAGCGUUUAGGACUUGGGCUGCUAACACACACUUUACCUUUACGCAGACUCAGGACUAUCAAAAUGCGGAUUUAAAGGUCAGUUUUGCCCGCCGUGAUCAUGGAGAUGGGAACCCAUUCGAUGGCCCUGGUGGGACUCUAGCUCAUGCAUUUGCACCGACUAACGGGCGGUUCCACUAUGACGCGGAUGAGCCAUGGUCAGUAGGUGUUGCCCAAGAUGCAUUCCACUUGGAGACAGUGGCUAUACAUGAGAUCGGGCACCUUUUGGGGCUGGGUCACAGCUCUGUUGAAGGAGCCAUCAUGUUCCCCUCCAUUCCUCCAGGAGUGUCCAGGGGUUUGCAUCAAGAUGAUAUUCAAGGGAUCAGGGCUUUAUACAACAAUUGAGGAAUAUUAGUGUGUGUGCGUUGUUUCUUUUUUCUCUUUUUUUUUUUUUUUUUUUUAAUUUCUUUUUUUGAAUAAGGGAGAAGGGAUACAUAUGAUCUUAUCUCUAAUCAUACAAUAAGUGAAAUCAGUAUGU